Durio zibethinus is the source of this 4650-nucleotide messenger RNA. RefSeq names its product topless-related protein 2-like. Gene Ontology annotation, biological process: regulation of DNA-templated transcription. Gene Ontology annotation, molecular function: protein binding. Lineage: Eukaryota; Viridiplantae; Streptophyta; Magnoliopsida; Malvales; Malvaceae. The record is from RefSeq and is a predicted model, not a curated record.
CGUACUUAUCAAGUGAUAUGUCGGUGUGACGCAGAGACACCGCAAGAAGGCAUCGGGAAAAGUGAGAACAGACUUUCUCUCUCUUCUUUACCUUUUUUUUUUUAAUUUGAUUUUCUUUUGAGCUUGGCAGCUUUUUAUUCUACUGUUGUCGUUGAACGCCGAGCAUGAGAUGGAACAGCUAACCCUAGAAAUCAGUCCAAGACGCGCCGUCGUUUAAACUUUCUAUUUUGGUCUCUCAGUAGCCGCUAACUUCCACGACACGCCGUCGUUUCAACGACCUGUUUUCUUUCUCGUACCCCUUUAAUUCAAUCUCUGACUUCCCAUUUUCUACUGUCUCUCACUUUCGCUCUGUUCUUUGUUUUUUUUUUUUUGUUUAAAUAAAAAAACCUAAUUCCCUAAUUUGAACUCUCAAGUUAUCGAUCGGCUAAGCCUUUAAGAAGAAAUGUCGUCUCUUAAUAGAGAAUUAGUGUUUUUAAUUCUCCAGUUCCUCGAGGAAGAAAAAUUCAAAGAGACUGUUCACAGGUUAGAGCAAGAGUCGGGGUUCUUCUUCAACAUGAAAUACUUAGAAGAGAAAGCUCUCGCCGGAGAAUGGGACGAAGUUGAGAAAUACCUCUCUGGAUUCACUAAAGUUGACGACAAUCGAUAUUCAAUGAAGAUUUUUUUUGAGAUCAGAAAGCAGAAGUAUCUAGAAGCUUUGGACGGGCAUGAUAGAGCUAAAGCUGUUGAAAUUUUGGUGAAGGAUCUGAAGGUUUUUUCGACAUUUAAUGAAGAACUUUAUAAGGAAAUUACGCAACUUUUAACGUUGGAGAACUUUAGGGAAAAUGAGCAGUUAUCAAAGUAUGGUGAUACUAAAUCGGCUCGGAGCAUAAUGCUGGUUGAGCUUAAAAAACUAAUUGAAGAGAAUCCCUUGUUCUGGGAAAAGCUUGUUUUCCCUACUUUGAAGGCAUCACGAUUGCGAACUUUGAUUAAUCAAAGUUUGAAUUGGCAACAUCAGCUGUGUAAGAACCCUAGGCCUAAUCCAGAUAUCAAAACCUUAUUCACUGAUCACAGUUGCUCACCUCCAAAUGGGGCUCGUGCACCCACUCCAGUAACUCUUCCAGUUGCAGCAGUUGCUAAGGCUUCAACGUUUGCUUCACUUGGAGCGCCUGGUGGACCUUUUCCAUCAUCAGCAGCAGCUGCUGCUGCAAAAGCUAAUGCUUUAGUCGGCUGGAUGGCAAAUGCCAAUCAUUCCUCAUCAGUCCAACCUGCUGUUGUUGCUGCUUCUGCUUCAUCAUUGCCUGUUUCUCAAAAUCAAGUUUUGAAACAUCCGAGAACACCAUCAAAUACACUUGGAAUGAUUGAGUAUGGAAGCACUGAUCAUGAGCAAUUAAUGAAACGGUUGCGGUCUGCACAAUUUGUUGAUGAGGUCACAUAUCCUCCUCCUCCUCAACAAGCUUCAUGGUCACUUGAUGACCUACCCAGAUCUGUUGCUUGUGCCAUUCACCAGGGGUCCAAUGUGACAAGCAUGGAUUUCCAUCCUUCUCAUCAUACGUUACUUACUGUCGGUUGUAGCAAUGGCGAAAUUUCCUUAUGGGAAGUUGGCAUGCGAGAGAGGUUGGUGUCAAAGCCAUUCAAGAUAUGGAAUAUGUCUGCUUGUUCAGUUCCAUUUCAGGCUAAUUUUGUUAAAGAUUCGUCCAUAUCUGUAAGCCGUGUAGCUUGGAGCCCAGAUGGAAAUUUGAUUGGAGUUGCAUUUACGAAACAUCUUGUUCAUUUGCAUGCGUAUCGAGGGUCUAAUGAUCUACGUCUACAUCUAGAGAUUGAUGCCCAUGUGGGUGGUGUAAACGACUUAGCUUUCUCUCAUCCAAACAAAAAACUCUGUGUUGUUACUUGUGGAGAUGAUAAGUUAAUAAAGGUGUGGGAUUUGGCCGGAAAUAAGCUUUUUCAUUUUGAAGGCCACGAGGCGCCUGUUUAUUCUGUUUGUCCUCACCAGAAGGAAAAUAUUCAGUUUAUAUUUUCAACUGCUGUUGAUGGCAAAAUCAAGGCGUGGUUGUAUGACAAUAUGGGCUCAAGGGUUGACUAUGAUGCUCCUGGACAGUGGUGUACCACAAUGCUCUACACUGCUGAUGGUAGUAGAUUAUUCUCUUGUGGGACAAGUAAGGACGGGGAUUCAUUUUUGGUUGAAUGGAAUGGAAGUGAAGGAAAAAUAAAGAGGUCAUAUUCUGGUUUUAGAAAGAACUCUACUGGUGUAGUACAGUUUGACACAACAAGGAAUCACUUUUUGGCUGUUGGUGAUGAUAGCCAGAUUAAAUUUUGGGAUAUGGACAAUACAAAUAUUCUCACGAGCACUGAAGCUGAGGGGGGACUUCCGAGUCUUCCCCGAUUGAGAUUUAACAAGGAAGGAAAUUUACUUGUUGUUACUACAGCAGACAAUGGAUUCAAGGUUCUUGGAAAUUCCAAUGGUCUUAGAGCAUUAAGGGCAAUGGAGGCUCGAUCUUAUGAAGCAUCUAGAACACCACUUGAGAUGAAGGUAUCUAGUUCUGCUAUGGGUACAAGCAUCAGUCCAGUUGUUAGCAAAGUAGAACAUGUAGACAGUCCUGCCAGACCUACUCCUAUUCUUAGUGGAAUUGAACCAGUGAGUAGAGGCAUUGAAAAGCCAAGAAAUUUGGAGGAUGUGUCAGAUAAAACCAAAACUUGGGAACUAACCGUGAUUGUUGACCCUACUCAAUGUCGAACAGUCACCAUGCCGGGCAACCUAGAUACUACUAGCAAGGUUGCUCGACUUCUUUACACAAAUUCCGGUGUCGGGGUUCUUGCUCUUGGAACAAGUGGGGUCCAAAAGCUAUGGAAAUGGAGUCGCAGUGAACAAAAUCCUACUGGCAAGGCCACUGCUAGCAUUGUUCCACAACAUUGGCAACCAAAUAGUGGUCUUCUUAUGACUAAUGAUGUCCCAGAUAAUACUGAAAAUGCAAUUCCAUGCAUAGCAUUGUCAAAGAAUGACUCCUAUGUAAUGUCUGCAUGUGGUGGACAGGUUUCGGUGUUUAAUAUGAUGACAUUCAAGGUAAUGAUAACUUUUAUGCCACCUCCUCCAGCUUCAACCUUCCUGGCAUUUCAUCCUCAAGAUAAUAAUAUCAUAGCGAUAGGAAUGGAAGACACAGCCAUCCAUAUUUACAAUGUCAGGGUGGCUAAGGUCAAAACAAAAUUGAAAGGUCACGAAAAACACAUCACUGGUUUAGCAUUUUCCAACAGCCAUAACAUCCUGGUUUCUUCUGGUGCUGAUGCUCAGCUUUUCUUUUGGAACGCUGAUAACUGGGAAAAGAUAAAAUCAGUUGCACUUCAACUGCCAACACGAAAGGCCCCUCAGGGUGACACUCGAGUGCAAUUUUACUCUGAUCAAGUUCGCUUGUUAGUGUGCCAUGAAACACAACUUGCUGUAUAUGAUGCUAACAAGAUGGAACAAAUGCGGCUGUGGAUGCCACAGGAAGUACUUUCUUCACCUAUAUCUAGUGCAGCAUGUUCCUGCAAUAGCCAACUAGUUUAUGCUACUUUUACUGAUGGGAACAUUGGAAUAUUCGAUGCUGAUAGUUUGAGGCUCAGAUGUCGUAUUGCCCCAUCUGCGUAUAUCUCUCCCGCAUUGUCAAACAGCCAAACUGUACAUCCACUUGUUGUCACGGCACACCCACAGGAAGCCAAUCAGUUGGCCGUGGGACUGACAGACGGCUCUGUGAAAGUUAUAGAACCCUCAGAGGCGGAAAGGAAGUGGGGACUGCCUGUGCCUGUCGAUAACGGAGCAGAGAAUGGCAGGAUGGCAACAUCAUCCACCAAUAACACUUCUGAGCAGCUGCAGAGAUGAAAAUUAACAUCCCUUUUGCUUCGUAAUUUGUAAAUCAUCCAUGAUAUUGCAAAAUUUGUGGUUUGUCCAUUUUUAUGUGUCUAAUUAUAUGUGUUUGAGCAUAGGGAAAAAAUGUUAGAUCAAAUGAGCAAAGAUAUAAUCAUGCAUGUAUAUUGGACGCUAAUCUCUCUGAUAAAUGUGACAGUCGAUUGCCGUUUCAAAUGAUUGGGAAGACUUCAAAUUCAACGCUUCCCAGUUCCCAUAUACUAACUGGCAGUGCUUUCAAAACGACUGGUAGUUCUUGAAGAUAUAUCAAUGGUGCAAUGACAAAGACAAUGUACGACAUAUAUAUUUCUUGUAAGCUAAUGGACUCAGCAGCAGCAGCAGCAGCUGCAAAUGUCGAAGACUUAAUCACUGAUUGGAGCAAAAAAGGAAGUUGAGAAUAGUGCUGUACUUUGUGGGAAUUGCACAAUUGCCAUUAUGGUGAGGUGAUGAAGUUUUAGUUUGUUGCAUAAUCCAACAGAUGAAUGUCCCUUUUAGUCGAAAACAGAUUUUGCAAGAGUUAGAAGGCAAGGCAUUGGAGAGAGCAGGGCUGGUGAAAGAUGGCUUGCUGCAACUGGAGUAAUCAAGGGACAUUUACUUGGAGAAAUGGAAAUGUCGUGAAGAAUAAGAGAUGGAUUGAAGAAAGAAAAAAAGAGCAUUUGGCUUGUUAUGUCCUAGUCGUCCAAUCGAUCAAUAUCUUGACCGUCAAUGUUGGCGAUCACCUUAAUUGAUUUAACACUUGAUCAAUAUCAGAUAAGUUAAUUGAUCAUGUCAACACUAACUCGUUAUAAAAGGUAAGG